This is a messenger RNA of Lagenorhynchus albirostris (white-beaked dolphin), 1375 nucleotides long. RefSeq names its product CKLF like MARVEL transmembrane domain containing 7 (gene CMTM7). NCBI's taxonomy places the organism in Eukaryota, Metazoa, Chordata, Mammalia, Artiodactyla, Delphinidae. The transcript is spliced from 6 exons. The record is from RefSeq and is a predicted model, not a curated record. Gene Ontology annotation, cellular component: membrane. The coding region runs from base 167 to 796 and encodes 209 amino acids.
GUCCGGCGGAGGCUGGGUGGGCGUCCUCAGCGCGGGCCGGGGGCGCGGGCCCCGCCCCACCCCAGGACCCCGCCCCUGCGCCACGCCCCCGAGGCCCCACCCAGCCUCUCCGCUUCUGGCCUUCGGCCUCAGCAGCUGGAGGCUGCCGGCCGGCGAGGGCCGCGCGAUGUCGCACGGGCCCGGGCUCGUCCGCACCACGUGCAGCAGCGGCAGCGCCCCGGGAGCCGGGGCCGGCGCGGGGCCGCUGGGCGCGAGCUCUUCGGAGGGGCUGCUGGACCCCGUCUACCCCCGCACCCACGCAGCGCUGCUGAAAGUGGCGCAGAUGGUCUCGCUGCUGAUUGCCUUCAUCUGCGUGAGGAGCUCUCUGUGGACCAGCUACAGUGCCUACAGCUACUUUGAAGUGGUCACCAUUUGCAACUUGAUCAUGAUUCUCGCCUUUUACCUGGUCCACCUCUUCCGCCUGUACCGCGUGCUCACCUGUAUCAGCUGGCCCCUGUCGGAACUCCUGCACUAUUUAAUCGGUACCCUGCUUCUCCUAAUCGCGUCCAUCGUGGCAGCUUCCAAGAGUUACAACCAGAGCCGACUGGUGGCUGGAGCGAUCUUCGGCUUCCUGGCCACCUUCCUCUGCCUGGCGAGUGUGUGGCUGUCCUACAAGAUCUCGUGCGUGACCCAGUCAACAGGUAAAAUUACGGAGGAAGAGCCAAAACAAACAGCUGAAGAAGUUACAGUACCUCUGAGGAAGAGGCCUGGGGUGGAGAGGAGCAGGGAGAGGAAUCAUCGUUCCCACGGGAAGUGAUGCCGCCGUCUGAUGCCCUAACAGCCCGCCAGCCCUGUAGGAGGCGCUGCAGGACGUGUGACCCACGCUGAUGGAGGGGCUUGAGCCGGCGGCCGCAGGAGAGACCGGGGUUUGGGUCCCUGGGCCGGUGGGUGCGGGACGGGCCCUUCCUCCGGCUCCUGAGCGGGUCCAGCCUCUCUCGCCAGCCUUCUUCACUUCCUCAGAGAAUAUUCCUCCCCUUCCGGGAAGGAAAAGCAGCCUCCAGGGAAAUCUGAUCUCUCCCUCCUGCUUUAGAACAGCCUCAGGGACUGAUGCCCCCUCCCCCCGUUAAGGUGAAGGGGUGGUGUUUGAAUACUCUGCCGAACCCUUCCCCUCUCCCCAGACCUCCAAGGGGCGUCUUGUGAAAACACAGCCACCUCCUAAUUUAUCUCGCUUGGAAAUCUGGUCUUGAAGGUACCCUCUUUCUUAAAGUGAGGCUUACGGGAACACCAUGCUGUCAGCCUGUCCCCAAAUAGGAGAUUUUGGCUCCCUUCCUGUUGUUACCAUUGUGUACGUGUUUAUGUGUUUUUAAAUAAAAUGUUGACUUGGCUAAUUGCAGAA